This is a messenger RNA of Cuscuta campestris, 593 nucleotides long. NCBI's taxonomy places the organism in Eukaryota, Viridiplantae, Streptophyta, Magnoliopsida, Solanales, Convolvulaceae. The record is from the annotation of a GenBank genome assembly.
AGCCAGUAGAAAUUCAAACGGAGAGAAUUCUUCCGUAGGGAACAAGCCGCAGCAAUUCAAAACAUUUUCUUACGAUUAUGGUCACUGCGUAGGGAAAUGGGGAUUCAGAAUGAGAAGAAAAGCUCGUCUUCCUCAGCAACUUCACCAUGUGCCGAUCUGAGAGAAGCUUACAACAAUUGCUUCAACAGGUGGUAUUCUGAGAAGUUCUUGAAGGGCCAGUGGGAUAAAGAAGAUUGUGUUUCUGAAUGGCAGAAGUACAGACAUUGCCUUUCUAAACAUUUGGAUGAUACAUGUUUGAGAAGAUUCUUGGAAGCCGAGGGCACUCCAAAUAUUGCCAAUCAUAUUGAUCUUAAUGUCACCAAGGGAGGUCCCUGAUGAUUGCUAGAGUAUAAAUAGUGGAGUAAUUGAAAGGAAGGAGAAUCUCAGAGAAAUUAACUUAGUUCUUUAACAUCACUGUUUCGGGACUUAUUGGGCCAAAACCAUGUCCUUUGUAUACAUAAUGCUUUCUUCUUUUUCUAGUUUAAUUUGAUUUUCAACUUCUUCAGACAUAUCAUGUAGACAUUCCUUAAUAUUAAGAAAGCAUCAACAUGAAC